AUGAGCCCAGUUGCCAAGGCCCUCAACAUAAUGCAAGCACAAGCAAAUGUCCAUAUGGGAUGGCUGGUGCCCACCAUAACCCUCCUGACUGUGAAGCUUGACGACCUACGACUCUCCAAUAAGUUCGGCCAGCCACUGAUCGAUGCCCUUCGAGGAGGAAUAAAGCAGCGCUUUGGACCUAUGCUUGAUGACCCUGAACUCAUUGCUGCAGCAAUUCUUCUUCCAAAGUUUCGUACUUCAUGGACAAGCAAUGAAGACAUGCUGAAACUGGGCCUGAACUACAUCAAGACCCGCUUGGAACAGGAGUCAGUGCAGCUCCCUGGUAACAACUCAAGCUCAUCAGAGGAGGAGGACUACUUUAGUGUCAUGAAGGGAAACGUUCCAGAAAGUGCCAGACAGCUAGAUGGAUACUUGGCCAGCACAGCCACUACCAUGGAUGUUCUAAACAGGAACCACCUCCACCUGCAGGAGGCACAGCUGCAGCAGGCCCUGCUGGACGUCCGAGGCGGCGUGGAGUUUGCAGAGCGACUCCUGAGCUGUGGUUCUGAUACUGAGAUCCUCAACACUAAAGGAGUCACUCUUAGGAGACUCACUAGUCUGGCGGAGAGCAGUUAUAAACCCCACCUGGCAGCGUUGGCCCCUGACGACAGCAGCAGUAUAUGCUUCCUACCCAUAGAGCCUGCAGGAGAGAUAGAGGGCUAUCCACUGGUGGGUGUGAUCAACUCAAGGACCUUGGAUGUCAGCCGAUGCACCACUGAAGGGGAAGAUCUGCGUUGGGGCAGUGCGGGCCAGAAGGGCCAUUUCACGCUGACUUGUCGAGACUCAGCUGGUGAGCAGAUGGCACGAGGAGGAGAGCAUGUCCUUGUCAACAUCGUCCACAAAGACAAGAAGAACUGCACAGUGCAGACAACAGUGGUUGACAACACCGAUGGGACAUACAGUGUUUCAUACAAGCCUGAGGAACCAGGACUCUAUUCUGUAUGGAUCUGUGUCAAGGCCCAACAUAUAAAGGGUUCUCCAUUUAAUCUGGAUGUAAAGAGGAGGUUCAGACAUCACGCCGGGACGUUUCACUGCUGCUCCUUCUGCUCCAGCGGAGGAGCCAAAGAGGCUUGCUGUGGCUGCCCAGGAACAAUGCCAGGAGGAUUUAAAGGCUGCGGUCACGGACAUCAGGGUCAUCCUGGGAAGCCUCACUGGUCAUGCUGCGGCAGUACCGUGGAGAAGUCGGAGUGUUUGCCUCAGAGCGUGUUAGCUGCUGUCUCUCCUCGCAGCCACCUGAGAACUGUGGAGCUCUGAUAUG
Messenger RNA from Nematolebias whitei (Rio pearlfish), 1297 nucleotides. It is a transcript of the gene trim45, whose product is annotated as tripartite motif containing 45. Gene Ontology annotation, biological process: actin cytoskeleton organization. Gene Ontology annotation, molecular function: actin filament binding. The coding region runs from base 1 to 1293 and encodes 430 amino acids. The record is from RefSeq and is a predicted model, not a curated record. The transcript has 7 exons. NCBI's taxonomy places the organism in Eukaryota, Metazoa, Chordata, Actinopteri, Cyprinodontiformes, Rivulidae.